CUGAAAGAAGAGAACGCCAGUUUGAGAAGCAAGAUCAAUAAGCUUCAGAUUUUCUCUGAAACUCAAGCAGACAAAAUGAGGAAGCUUGAAAAAAAGCUUGAGGAAAACAAAAUUAAAGAAGAAAAAGAAGCGCAGGAUUUGGAAGCAAUGGUGCAGCACGUGGAACAAAAUCUCCAGCUGAUGACUAAACGAGCUGUUAAAGCAGAAAACAGUGCUACAAAACUGAAACAGGAAAACGCGUUACUUCAGGUUCAGCUGAAGAAUUACAAGACGGAGAAUGAAGCCUUGAGGUCGGGCCAGUCGGCGAGUCUGGCCGUGGUGAAACAAAACGCAGACAUUGCCUUACAGAACCUUCUCACGGUCAUAACGAACUCCCGCUCGUCAAUCAAGCAGCUGGUCUCUGGAGCAGAAUCACUGCAGCUCGUCGCUGAUCUCCUUAAAUCAAUAGACAGAAUUUCUGAAAUGUCAGAAGAUGGACAGUAG
Molecule: messenger RNA, 483 nt
Organism: Fulmarus glacialis (Northern fulmar)
Lineage: Eukaryota; Metazoa; Chordata; Aves; Procellariiformes; Procellariidae
Product: serologically defined colon cancer antigen 3 homolog
Exons: 5
Biological process (GO): regulation of cytokinesis; positive regulation of protein localization to cilium; positive regulation of cilium assembly
Cellular component (GO): midbody; centrosome; early endosome
Source: RefSeq, a predicted model, not a curated record